Drosophila navojoa is the source of this 2544-nucleotide messenger RNA. It is a transcript of the gene Stat92E, whose product is annotated as Signal transducer and transcription activator Stat92E. Gene Ontology annotation, molecular function: DNA binding; DNA-binding transcription factor activity. NCBI's taxonomy places the organism in Eukaryota, Metazoa, Arthropoda, Insecta, Diptera, Drosophilidae. Gene Ontology annotation, biological process: signal transduction; regulation of DNA-templated transcription. The record is from RefSeq and is a predicted model, not a curated record.
AUGAGCAGCAUGAGUCUGUGGAAGCGCAUCUCGAGCCAUGCCGACUGCGAGCAGCGCAUGGCGGCUUACUACAAUAAGAAGGGUCUGUACGACCUGCGCCUCUGCUUGGCGCCCUGGAUCGAAGACAGAAUAAUGUCUGAGCAGAUAACUCCCAAUUCGACAAAUCAAUUGGAACUCGUUGCCGUCAAGUUCAUUGAGGAUCUGCAGCAGAAGCUUUUAUCAACACGCGCCAGUGAUCAGGUGCUAAAGUAUCGUCUGGUUGAGCUCUGCGCGCUGAUCCAACGCACCCCGGCCCUUGAGCUAUAUACGCAUCUGCGCAGCGGAGUGCAGAAGGAACUGCAGUUAGCAGCCGAGAAGAGUGUCGCCGUUGCCAGCGCAGGCCAAUCGAUGCCGCUGAACACAUAUAACAUGAACAAUGCCGCAGUUGCCGCAGCCGUUGGUAUGAACACUGGCUAUGUCGAUGCUAGUGAUUUGUUAGGUGUUGCCGGUACCGGAGUAUCCCCAGUGGCUGGUGGCAUGCCAGCUGGACUAAUGCAUAAUAUGGCCGAGACCGCUGCGCCCGGCAGAGUGGGCCCAGCUAAAAUGGAGUUGUAUGAAGUACAUAAUCAGAUAUUCCAAAGCUUCAACGAAUUCACCACAUGCUCGGAAAGUCUGAAAGUUUUGGUGCAGAACUAUCGCUAUAUGCUUAACGCACCCAAUUCGCCCGACGCGGAACGUCUGUUCAAGAGUUUGAUUGAGGACAAGGCCGCCCUGGUGGCCAGGCUGCGACGCAGCUUUAUGUUUUACGAUCAACUGCAAGAUUUGGUCAUAACGGAGCUUAAGAACUGGCGGCGCCAACAGGCCCUAGCCGGCAAUGGAGCACAGUUUAGCGAGAAUAUGCUGGAUGACAUACAGCGGUGCUUUGAGCUGCUCGAAUCGUUUGUCACCCAUCUGCUGACGGCUGUCAAGGAGACGCUCCUGGUGCGCAUCGUAAACGAUGAUCCCGAUCUGAACUGUCUGCUCGAGCAAGUGCAGGUGGCACAAAAGAAUCUAGUGUGCUCUGCCUUCAUUGUGGACAAACAGCCGCCGCAGGUGAUGAAGACAAACACACGCUUUGCGGCGUCAGUGCGUUGGCUGCUUGGGUCACAGCUGGGCAUACACAUGAAUCCGCCCACAGUCGAGUGUAUUAUAAUGUCUGAGUUGCAGGCACAGCGCUUUGUUACGCGCGGCACACAUAUGGAUGUGACCAAUGGCAGCCUCGCUGGACAGUCGUCGGGCGAGAUACAGAACUGCUCCAGCACCAUGGAGUAUCAGCAGAGCAGUCAUGUAUUCUCCGCAAGCUUUAGAAACAUGCAGCUCAAGAAGAUCAAGCGCGCCGAGAAGAAGGGCACCGAAAGCGUCAUGGAUGAAAAGUUUGCAUUAUUCUUCUAUGCGACCACAACAGUGAAUGACUAUCAGAUUCGCGUCUGGACACUGUCGCUGCCGGUGGUGGUUAUCGUUCAUGGCAACCAGGAGCCGCAAUCGUGGGCCACCAUUACUUGGGACAAUGCAUUUGCAGAUAUUGUGCGUGAUCCGUUCGUGGUCACAGAUCGCGUCACUUGGCGUCAGUUGUCAGUCGCACUCAACACCAAAUUCGGCUCCUGCACACAGCGCGCCCUGACAGCGGAGAACUUGGAGUUUUUAUUCGAGAAGCUGCAGCGUGAUAAUAUUGCCGGCGAGCGCAAUGAGUAUAUUUCAUGGAAUCAAUUUUGUAAGGAGCCACUGCCGGAUCGUACUUUCACUUUCUGGGAAUGGUUCUUUGCCAUUAUGAAGCUGACCAAAGACCACUUGUUAUCCAUGUGGAAAGCCGGCCGCAUUACGGGCUUCAUUAACAAGGCCAAGGCACACGACGAUCUCUUGCGCGCCGUUACUGGCAUUGGCACAUUUCUGUUGCGUUUCUCCGAUAGUGAAUUGGGUGGCGUCACAAUUGCCUAUGUGAACGCGUGUGGAUCGGUGACUAUGCUUUCGCCAUGGACUGCACGGGAUUUCCAGAUACUCAAUUUGGCUGAUCGCAUACGCGAUCUGGAUAUGCUGCGCUGCCUGCACCCGACCGACGUCAAUGUGCAGCCAUUGGAUCGCGAUCUCGCUUUUGGCGACUUUUAUACACAGCGCGCUGAACCAACGCCCCGCGUCGAUGGAUAUGUUCCCAGCACGAUACGCGUGCAGGUGCGUACCAGUGGGGAUACGGGCUCCAUCAGUGGCACGCCCCAUCACUCAAUGCAGUCACCGCCGCAGGAUAGCAUGUCGAUGGGAAAUUAUUCUCCGCGUAGUGGCAUCAUGUCUUGUAAUCCAUCGAGCGUCGCAACCACAUCCUAUUACAAGGAUGAUUCUGAUUCAGAUGAUGGCAUUGUGGCGCGUGCGCUCGAGAAUUAUGUCAACAAUACGGCGCCAGACGAUCCCAUACUGGAUCAGAUAAGUCACACCAUAUACAAUGUGUGCGCCAAUGGGCAAGAAGCGCAGUGGAUGAUGCAAACUAAAUCAACAUAUGCCGUGCCAUCGCCCCACAAUCAAACGGUGCAAUACUAA